This is a messenger RNA of Oncorhynchus tshawytscha (Chinook salmon), 1503 nucleotides long. RefSeq names its product tryptophan 2,3-dioxygenase A. The transcript has 12 exons. The record is from RefSeq and is a predicted model, not a curated record. Gene Ontology annotation, molecular function: heme binding; metal ion binding; L-tryptophan 2,3-dioxygenase activity. Lineage: Eukaryota; Metazoa; Chordata; Actinopteri; Salmoniformes; Salmonidae. The coding region runs from base 74 to 1291 and encodes 405 amino acids.
UUCUCACAGAGUUUGAGUAAAUCAACGGAAAAAGAUAACAUUUUUGCUUUCAUUUUGGAUCAUUUGGAUAACCAUGAGUGGUGGAUGUCCAUACUUCGAGAAAAGGCACUUGCUAUUCAAGAGCAAGCUGCAUCUAGAAGAGGAAGACGACUCGCAAGAAGGAAUCAACAAGGCCAGCAAAGGUGGCAUCAUCUAUGGUGACUACCUUCAGCUUGAUAAGGUUGUGACCGCCCAAGUUCUCCAGAGUGAACUGAAGGGGAACAAAAUCCACGAUGAGCAUCUUUUCAUUGUCACACAUCAAGCUUAUGAACUCUGGUUCAAGCAGAUUCUAUGGGAACUGGAUUCAGUGCGAGAGAUUUUCAUCAGUGGACAUGUUCGCGAUGAACGCAACAUGCUGAAGGUCAACACCCGCAUACACAGGAUUGUUAUGAUCUUCAGGCUGCUGGUCGACCAGUUCGCCGUACUCGAGACAAUGACCGCCUUAGACUUCUAUGACUUCAGAGAGUACCUGUCCCCUGCCUCCGGGUUCCAAAGUCUCCAGUUCCGUCUGUUGGAGAACAAGAUUGGGGUCCCUGACAACCUGAGAGUCCCCUACAACAGGCGCCACUACAGGGACAACUUCAAAGGACAUGAGAGUGAGAUGCUGCUUAGAUCUGAGAAGGAGCCUUGCCUGCUGAAAUUGGUGGAGAAAUGGCUGGAAAGGACCCCAGGUCUUGAAGAGGAUGGGUUUAACUUUUGGGUUAAACUGGAAGCCAACAUCUUUGAAGGGUUGAGUCUUGAAAAAAAUAAAAUAGAGAAAAUGCAAGACUCCGAGGAGAAGGAGGAGAUGAUGGAAGAGAUGACAAAACAAAAAGAGCUAUUUACUUCUCUGUUUGAUGUCAAAAGACAUGAGCAUCUUUUGGGCAAAGGUGAGAGACGGAUCUCCUACAAAGCUCUCCAAGGAGCUCUGAUGAUCUACUUCUACAGGGAGGAGCCCAGGUUCCAGGUUCCCUUCCAACUCCUGUCCAACCUGAUGGACAUUGAUACCCUCAUGACAAAAUGGAGAUACAACCACGUGUGCAUGGUGCACAGAAUGAUUGGCAGCAAAGCAGGCACCGGAGGCUCAUCUGGCUACCACUAUCUGCGCUCUACUGUCAGUGAUCGCUACAAAGUCUUUGUGGAUCUCUUCAACCUGGCCAUGUUUUUGAUACCUCGGCAUUGGGUGCCUAAACUAGACCCCAAUGAGCACACCUUCCUGUUCACCGCAGAGUACUGUGACAGCUCCUACUGCAGUAGUGAGGAUUCAGACUAGCAGACCGUCGCAACUGUCUAAAGUGGUCGGUGCAGACUGAGGAAAGGUGCCAAUGAGAGGAAGCCACUUUAGACCUAAGGAACAUCUACAUAAUCUAGAGUGUCAUACAAGCUAGCUAUGACCUGGUAAAGUCUCACCUACACCCAAUAAAGCGACAAGUAACAUAGUAUAUCAUCAUAACCACAAAGGCAUCCCUCCCCCUCAGAACAGAA